Molecule: messenger RNA, 639 nt
Organism: Lachancea thermotolerans CBS 6340
Lineage: Eukaryota; Fungi; Ascomycota; Saccharomycetes; Saccharomycetales; Saccharomycetaceae
Product: KLTH0B03982p
Exons: 1
Coding region: 1-639 (212 amino acids)
Source: RefSeq, a predicted model, not a curated record
AUGCCAUGCUCGUUCAUUCUUUACGUACCGUACACACCGUGCGUGCGCGCCCUCCGCGCGCCUUACACGUCCCGCGUCUUGUCCGACGCCUUGCUGUCCGAGCUCUCCGGCUCCAGCGACGUGCGGCCUUGGUUGCGCUCGCGCUUGAACACGUGCUCCAUCUCUGUGUCCUUGUACAUCCACUUGAUGCCUGCGUACCCGACGACGCCGAGCGCGCCGAACCCGGCCAGGUACCCGAAGAACUGCGAGGGCGGCGUGUCGGCCCUCUGCUCGUGGUUGGCUCUCUGUGACAUGUUGGUGAGACGUCUGACGGCGAUUCUGCAGGAGGCUGGUCUCAUUAUGUGGUGUGCUGGUGUGCUGGUGUGCUACUGUGCUCUAGCCGGCUCCGCGGGCCCAGGCCGAUAUGUACGCGCGGCCUCGCCGCCCUUAUAUACUGCUGCCACGGGCCUGUGCGCCCCUACGCCAGUACCCCGCGACGCUGAGCAAAGCGCGCUAGCUGGCAGCAAUGCUGGCGGGCGUGCCCGCCGCAACCUCAAGGCGGCGCCGCAGACGGGGCGGCAGGGGAGGCACAACGGCGCGAUUUAUAGCGGAAGCAUACACAAGGGAUACGUAGAGACGGGCACAGACGCGCAUACGUAG